Messenger RNA from Naegleria fowleri, 1143 nucleotides. RefSeq lists its product as uncharacterized. Bases 1 to 1143 code for a protein of 380 amino acids. NCBI's taxonomy places the organism in Eukaryota, Heterolobosea, Eutetramitea, Acrasida, Naegleriidae. The transcript has a single exon. The record is from RefSeq and is a predicted model, not a curated record.
AUGAAGGUCUCUGAAGAUCUCACCCAACAGACACAGCAACCGACAUGGUCCAACACCAACAAUACCAACCGUGUGACUCUCAACAACAACCCAUUAUUGUCUUCUCCCACCAAUUCCAAUGAAAGUGUGAGUCCACUCUCAACGGAACCUCUUUGUGUUUCGUCUGCAUGUUCGAUUCAUGACUUGCCACCUCCAUUAUCCAUUCCGUACCUUCCAACACUGAUGCAAGCAACAUCACAAAACAUUUCGUCUUUUUCUACCUGUUCACAAAUUCAGUUAUUGCAUCAGAAUGCAACAGCACCUGGUGAAGUAUUGGUUGUGUCGGAAAAUGAAACACUGUCUCAAAUUAAUUGUAUCUCAGGUCAAGAAAUUUCGAACGCAAUUCAAAUGGAGGCAGACGCCUCCCAGGAAGACUCAUUUGGAAUUAUCGAUUUUCCAAUGACAUAUGAACGUUCGAACCAUGUUAAUGACAUGCAAUACGUGACACAGAAAAAAGUGAAUAGUGACAGUCUGUCACUCCUCAUGAUGCAACAUUUACCACCUUGUUGCAUUCAAUUCGGAAAAUGUUCAACCAUCACUUGUUCCAUUUGUAUUUCACUCUUGAUAGCUCUGGCAUGCAUUGCUUUCUUUGUCGUCAGUGUUUAUAUUUAUGUUCGAGUCGAUGUUGGCAAUUUUAAUAUUCCAAGAAGAGGAACCUUAUUGACCAUACAGUGCAAUGAAACCACAGCGCUUUGUAGAGGAGUAAUACGAAUAGAUGCUUCUUCCACUGGUGAUCAAACACAACCACCACCUCCUGACAACGGUGUGGAUGACAAACCAAUAGUUGGAAUAUUUGAAAUCUCAAAUACUGUUCUGGAUGGAAAGACAGUAACCAGUGAAGACGAAUAUCCAUACGACUGCAAUGUUUGGAAUGAUGCAAAACGAGGAAUAUAUUCCAUAUCAUGCUAUUUCAAUAAGAAUCUGUCGAAAAUGACGUUGUAUCCAGUAGUGAAUUUUGAUGAUCAAGCUCUAUUGAUAAGUUCUUGUGUCAUGAUUGUGUUUAUACCGUUAUUGUGUUUGUUACAGAAUUUGCUUGUGAUUCGAUGGCUUUGUUGUGGUAAUAUUCAUUGUAAUAAGAAUAAACAAAAUUACUCUUCCUCUUAA